Molecule: messenger RNA, 2692 nt
Organism: Prorocentrum cordatum
Lineage: Eukaryota; Dinophyceae; Prorocentrales; Prorocentraceae
Source: the annotation of a GenBank genome assembly
GUGGCUGCGGCCGCCUGCGCCGCGCGGCGGCGCAGCCGCGCGCGCCAGGCUGCGCCGGCUGGCGGCGGCCGUGGCAGGCGCCGGGGUGGGCGAGCGGGCAGCAGAGGCGCUGGCCGCCGGUCUCUGGGACGCGUCCCCGCUCGCCGCGUUGCGGCGCGACUUCCUGGCGGGUGCGGCCCUGCCCUCUCUGCCGCAGCCCGGAGUGCUGCCGCCCUGGGUCGAGGCCGAUUCCUUGUUCGAGAUCGUGCCGCACCAGGUCGAGCGCGACAUCGAGCAGCUGAGCUACCUGGUGUCCGAGCGCGUGUUGCCCGCCGAGCUGCGCAAGUUUGUUGUCGACCUCGCCAUCCCGGAGUACCAGCGAGUCCUGGACAUGGCUCGCAUAUCGUACUGGAUGGGCGUUCCGACGUGUACUUCGCAACCCGCCCACAGCCAGAUUUCGCUAUUUUCUUUGGCUUGCAAAGGCGCGCUCUGCACCUGCACGAUGGCGAGGCCGUCGCGGGAGGGGCCAUCAGCUCGGACGUUGAUUUGCAGGCGGUCCAGCGCGAGUUCUUUCAGAAAGAGCACCGUGCAGUUGUCAUCGACGAUUUCUUCUCGGACGAUGCCUUGAGGGACUUGCGGACGUAUCUGAUGGAGUCAACGAUCUGGACCGAGGCAAAGUUUGGGCACGUUGGCGCAUACUUAGAGGGUGGUUUCGCGUGCCCCCUUGUGUCCCAGAUCGACCAAGAACUGCGCUCCAAACUGCCCGAGGUGUUUGGCGACCUUGAGCUCGACACUGCCUGGGCCUACAUGUAUGAUGGAUCACUGGGUGGUGUCAGCACGCAUGCGGAUGACGCCCAGGUGCAGAUCAAUUUCUUCAUCACCCCCAGCGAGGCAAAUAUGGGACUCAACGACACCGAAUUGCCCUCUGGCGGGCUUGUCCUUUACGGGAUCGGCCCUCCGGAAACGUGGGGCAAAGAGGAUUUCAAUAAUGUGUACGCUAGGGAGGCAAUUGAGGAUCUGAUUGCUACGACCAAUCAUUGGAACAUCACUGUGCCUUACGUCCAAAACCGCGCGAUUCUUUUCGACUCAACCUACUUCCACCGGAGCGACGACAUGCGGUUCAAGAAAGGGUACAAGAACAGACGCAUCAAUGUCACGUUCUUGUACGGCAAACGGAAGGCUUUGAAAGCCCGGCCCGCCGUCGAUCUGGAGAUGUGCUCCAACCUGGCCGGGUUCCAAGCCUCCGAGGCAGCGUCCGCCAUGGGUCAGGACAGGGAGCGGUUCUACACCGUCGGCCAGCAGUUCCUCGACGAGGACGGCUGGGCCAUGCUGCGAGCGGAGAAGUUGAUAUGAUGCAUUGCGAGUGCAGGGCAGGGCCAUCGAUUAUCCAGCCUCGAGGUUCAAGCCACGAUUUUCAAUGGCGACCGAUUGCGUGCGUCCGCUCUAUAUUGUUGAUCCUGCUCUUCCCCUUCAUCCGCGUCCUCGUCCUUCUCUUCCGAUCCACCUCUGGUCCGUCUCAUACUCCUCAUGAUCCUCCACCUUCUCGUCGCUCUGACCCUCCAUGCAAAGGGCAAGAGGAGUACGCACAUGCCGAAGUACACGAUUGCAAGUUUGCCCCAGAAAGUGGGCUCUCAAUCUCAAUCACACCUGCCUUACACCGCUGGCCUUGCCGACGGCCACAGCGUCCGACUCUGACCCCGACUCCAGCCCCGAUGACACCGCACCGCUACCAUCACCAAUGCAGCGCCCGCGUGGAAUAACAUUUGAAUUAUUAUUAUGUAAGUCGACAUCCUGCUCCGGAGCACGAGUCGGCUUGUCCAGAAUAAGGUAUUUUGUCCAGUGGUUAUGGUCCCGAUAUGAUGCCGAGUGCAGACCGUACUGACUCUUCUUCCUUUGUUCGCGCUUGGCUUUCCCAGCCGCCAAAGGGCAACACAUCUAAGAUCGAAUCAUUGGUUUUGACACCAGAUUCCAGAAAUUAUCAAGGGCUUCCAGAACUGACCGCGGGCCUCCGUGGUUUCCAACUUCAUGGCCCAGGGCUUCAUCAUUACGGACCAGGGCGUCCGCAUGUAUACGCACCUGGAAUCGUAAGGACCAGAAUUUCCCAAGGCAUUUUUCUCAUACUUGCAAGAAGCCGUCCAUAAUACAUGCUUGUUGCGAAUACGAUUGGGAACGCAUGUUAAAAUGUUGCAAUGUUGUUGUUCGCCGUCAAAGUUUAUGAGACUCAACGUUUAUGAAAGGGCCAUAGUAGCGGGCCAAUCCCAUAUGGGAAUGUCGGGCCAUCUACUGAUCUUGCGGACGGCGACAGGCGGUUUGGCGGACCGAUGGCUCGCCCCCGAAUACCGAAUGUCUCUGGCGCUCCUGAAGUAGAGGGCGCGGCAGUGGAAAGGUAUCUUUGCCCGCACCCAGCCCGUGGUGAGAAGAAGAAUAGCGUGAACGCUGCGGGUCGGCAUCUUGGUCCGCAUUCGAGUCCACCUGUAGGUCGAUGUAGCGUGUUUUCAGAUGCAGCAUGUUACUAUGACGAUGUACACUGUGAGUUAAUUUUGGUUAUGGGGUGCCAGCGUCUUGGCAGCAGGGCUCGCAAUCCGGGAUUCGCAUGCCCGCGGUGUUUCUUCUUUCCCACUCUGGCUUGUAGAUGCAUCUGUUGGUCCACCUUUCGUCCAUUCCCAUGGUAGGUGGUUGCAAUAUCGUGUCGCAUGUUUAGAAUAAAGUGUUC